This is a messenger RNA of Sugiyamaella lignohabitans, 1326 nucleotides long. RefSeq names its product Hat2p (gene HAT2). Gene Ontology annotation, biological process: regulation of gene expression. Gene Ontology annotation, molecular function: histone binding. The coding region runs from base 1 to 1326 and encodes 441 amino acids. Gene Ontology annotation, cellular component: cytoplasm; Rpd3L complex; nucleus. NCBI's taxonomy places the organism in Eukaryota, Fungi, Ascomycota, Dipodascomycetes, Dipodascales, Trichomonascaceae. The record is from RefSeq and is a predicted model, not a curated record. The transcript has a single exon.
AUGGUGGCUAACAGGUUGCAGAAUCGCAGUCAGAGGACCAGGUUAUUGCAGAAGAGUACCUCGAAUGGAAGAAAAACUGCCCGGCGCUGUACCGACUGGUGUCCGAGACAGCACUGCUGUGGCCGUCUCUCACGUUCCAAUGGCUCCCGCAAAUCGAGUAAGUACCCCCUCCAUAGUCCCAGCCACUCCUGCGAAGCAGGAGCAACCAGGGUCUGGGGCGGAACCCCAGCCGCCGGAGGCACAACCACCCUCCACAGUCCUAGUCCUAACACCCCCAGACGCAACGAAGAUCGUGUGACCCAGAAUAUCCUGCUGGGAACGUACAGUGCUGGAUCCGAGACACAAGAGUAUUUACAGGUUGGUCAAGUGCAGUACCCGUCGUCGUUUAAGGACGGAGAUGUAGGGUCACAGGUGGCGAGUCAGGUGGUUAUUAAGAAACAGUUUGCACAUAACGGAGAUGUCAAUCGAGCCAGGUACCAGCCCCAGUCGCCCAAUAUCGUGGCUACUGCCAGUGUUUCGGGUGAUAUCUAUAUUUACGACAUUCAGAACCCCACGGAUCAGACUCCGCGGACUUUGAAACACCACACUGAGAACGGAUACGGUUUGACGUGGAAUCCAGUUCGAGCUGGGUUGUUAGCUACUGGGUCGGAUGACAGCACAGUAGCUAUAUGGGACACGAAUAAAGAAGGUGAAAUACGGCCCAGUAUAGUAUAUUCUCACCACACGGAUAUUGUUAAUGAUGUGGACUGGCACAGGGAAGGGAAUCUUCUUGGUUCGGUGUCUGAUGAUAAGAGUCUUCUUAUAUACGAUACGCGAGACUCGAGUAACCAGCCACAUCUGUCAGUCAAAGAAGCACAUUCCGAAGCGGUCAAUUCACUGGCAUUCAGUCCAUUCAGCAGAAAUAUGCUGGCUACAGUAUCUGCUGACCAGACUGUGGCUCUUUGGGACAUGCGAAACCUUUCCAAGACACUUCACUCGCUCAUUGGCCAUAACCAGUCGGUGACGUCUGUCAAAUGGAGUCCACACAUAGACGGCACUAUUGCGACUGCCGGAACUGACCGACGAGUCGUGAUCUGGGAUAUCAGUCGAAUCGGAGAAGAGCAAACGCCAGAAGACGCCGAAGACGGCCCUCCUGAACUGACGUUCAUGCACGGAGGACACACCAGUGCCGUCACCGAUUUCGACUGGAAUCCCGUACCCGAAUACUCAUGGAUCAUUGGCAGUACUAGUGAAGACAACAUCGGUCAGUACUGGGCACCACUUGAGUCCAUCACCCAGGCUGGCAAGCCCGUGGUCCGCCAGAUAGAUCCUCACGUACUUGAGUAA